GCAUACACUCCUCUAUUUUGGUAUUGGCGUGCUUGUAACUGAAGAAAUGGCCGCUUCUGUGUAUUAAUUAGUGGGAGAUAGGGAAGCCAUAAAAUGAACAUGAAUACGUCAAUAUUUGAUGAGGCGGUGAUGAACGCGGACUACAUGAAGUACAUAUUCCCGCACAUCCAGACCCAGGCUGCGGAAGUUGUUGACUUGUGCACCAAGCACCAGAUGGUUCAGAAACCACCGCCCAUCCUCUUCUGCGCCAUGAAGCAGAAGUCCAAGGAGGAGAUGGACCAGCAGGCCUCAUCGGUGUUCAUGAUGACCUCGCACUGGAUGAUCCCCACCCUCAAGGACAAGCUCAAAGAGGAGCAGCAGCAGCAGCAGCAACAGCAACAACAGCAGCAGCAGCAACAGCAGCAGCAACAGCAGCACCAGCAUCAGAUAAUGCCGGGCGUGAUGGUCCCGCAGAAGAAAUCCCGCAAGAAAGAAAAAAUCCAGGCAGUUGAUCAGUUCACUAUGGCCUGUUUAACUUCAGAUCCGAACAUGUGUCAGCAGGAUGUAAAAGUUGUAGCAGGGCCGUGCGGCGACGAGGCGGGCAACAAGCCCCUGAUCUACAGCCCGGAGAUGCUCGUGGCCAACCCCCUGAUGUACCAGGACCCGGCGCUGAGGCCCCGCCCCCCGCCCAGCGCGCCCAAGGAGAAGCUGUUCCCCUGCCUGCAGUGCCUCAAGAGCUUCUCGCGCAAGGACAAGCUGCAGAUACACAUGCGCAUCCACUCCGGGGAGAAGCCCUACUCCUGCACGGCGUGCGGCAAGAGCUUCGCGCGCAACGACAAGCUGCAGCUGCACACGCGCAUCCACACCGGCAUCCGGCCGUACAUCUGCACCGUCUGCACCAAGACCUUUGCGCGCAAGGAGAAGCUGCAGAUACACAUGCGCAUUCACACGGGCGUGCGCCCGUACACAUGCUCCGUGUGCUCCAAGAGCUUCGCGCGUAACGAGAAGCUGCACAUACACAUGCGGAUACACACCGGCGUGCGCCCCUACUCCUGCACCGUCUGCCCUAAGACCUUUUCGCGCAGCGAGAAGCUAACCAUCCACAUGCGCACACACACUGGCGUGCGGCCCUACACGUGCAAGCUGUGCCCCAAGGCAUUUGCUCGUAACGAAAAGCUGAAGAUACACAUGACGGUUCACACCGGCAUCAAGCCGUACCUGUGCACCGUCUGUCCGAAGGCGUUCGCCCGCAACGAGCGCCUGAAGAUCCACAUGCGAACGCAUACGGGCGAUCGACCGUACUCCUGCACCAUUUGUUCCAAGAGCUUCGUGCGCAACGAGAAGCUGCAGAACCACAUGCGUACUCACAGCAACACUCGCGCUCACCAGUGCACCAUGUGCCCGAAACACUUCGCCAGCAAUGCGAAGCUUCAGGCACACAUACUGACGCAUGGGGUGAGCGUGAGUGUGGCCCCGGUGCAAAUGCCACAGCCUCAGCAACAGACACAACCACAGUCACAACCACAAUCUCAACCACAGCCACAACCGCAGCCACAGACUUCGCACCCGCAGACCUCGUGCGAAGUCUGUGUCAAAGGUUUCGGCAUACCCAUUGACCAUCAGGCCCAUCUCCACCAGCAUAGGUGAUAGCUAAAUUUGUAAUCAGCCAUGUAAUAUGGUUUUUUACAAUGCAUUUUGUCUUGCCAUGUUUCAUCUAUUGAAAAAAUUGCGUGUACGCAGAUCCGUUGUACAAGGUACAAUGCAAGUUGUCUAGGGACACAUCUGCAAUUCAUUCAUUAAGAAUCUCUCUGGACUAAAUAUUAGGGCUGCUGGUACAGUUAGCCACAUCUCUAAAUAUUGUAUUUUGUAUUUAAUGUUUUUGUAUGCCUUUAGUUUUUUAUUAUUUGCGACUGUAAAUAUUGUACAUAAUUGUGUACAAAUAAUAAGCGUACUCUUAAUAUAAAAUGGAUUUUUACAUUUUCUUAACAUUUUGCAUCCAGCUUAAUAAUAAGCUACAAACUUGUUUUAUUCAAAAAUUGACAUAGCUAGUCCUUUUUAAAUUAGAAUAAAUAUUGAUUCUUUUGGUGUUAUCAGCAUAUUGAUUAUUCUUUCCAGAUACAUGCACAAAGUUAAUGAACAUUGCAACGAGGAAGUUUGAUUUAGAAUUUUUUUUUACAUACACCAUUGCUGAUUAACUCUGUUAUAUAAAACCUUAAUAAUAGACAAAAAAAAAUAUGAAUACGCAAAUAAAUACACAGAAAACAUGCUAAAAUCAGCAGAUGUAAAAAGUUAAAUGCUUGGGCAACACUAAGAAUUCAAUGAAAGGAAUGAGAAAAAUAUUGCAGCUUAGACAAACAGUAGUCUGACAACAAGAUAUUUGUAACUAGAAUAGUAAAUAAAGACAAAAAUGACUAGACAACCCUGCAACAGACAGACGAACCCAACGAUGAUAUUAAACAGAUAAUGUGGACAAUGCAACAACACAGAGAUACACUUGCAUUUUAACUUGCACUGUACAUUUAGCUUUUGACAUUGGCUGAUUUUGGCAUGUAUUCUGUGUGUUAGCAUGUUCAUAUCUUUGUCCUUUAUUGAGGUUUCUUAUGAGACAGAGUAACCUGCAAAGGCAUAUGUCAAAAAUAAAUAAAUUAGAACAUUAUGUGCUGUUCCCUUGGGACAGUUUCUUAUUCCAAGAACUAAUGCUAAGUAUAGUUGAGAGAUAACACCUACUAUCAUGUGAUUCCCCCAAAUCAGUUUUCUUCAACUUUUUGAUAACAAAUUUUUUAUUGUAAUAACACCAUGCGUGUUUGAAUGAACUGUUGCUUUACUAUCUUCUAAGCUGCUGUUGAAUUCAGCGUUUUGCGGAGUUGCGAUUCCAAAAUUCUUAGGAAGCUAUUGCCAGUGAUGUGUGUUGAUUAGUCCCAUGAACAGUGUUCCCGGGUCCCAAACUUGCACGUAAUUCGCCAUACGUAAUUUAAGAUAUUUACAAAGUAGUUUAAAAUUCAAACAAAUGCAAAAUAUACUGUGUAUUGCAUUGAUUUCAAAGUUGCCAGACAGUCGUAACUAAGGAAUCGGUGGUAAGGGUAUCUGGGUUUGUAUUUAUGGAGAGAGAUAUUGGUGCUGCCUUGGCAUUUGUGUGUAAUAUCCGCAGCGAGUAACUUCCGAGAAUUCUUUUUUAGUAAACCAAAACUCUGUUUUUGUUGCAGUUUAGUGUACAUUUAUUUUGCCUGCAUUCAAAAAUAUUGUGGUGCAAAGAUGGUCAUAUUCAUUGCCAAUUUAUCAUACACCAGCCUCAGUUGCCAUAUCAUUGGUUUUAAUACUUUUAAUCUCCUUUGUUGACAGUUUAGGAUAUCAAGCAUUUGUUAUACAGUUGAGUCACGCUAAUCCAGAUUAAAUGGGACCGUGCCCUAUCCGAAUCUCCUAAGUCAGAAUUUAACGGAAUUUGCCUUAAAGUGCACGUACACAAGUUUUAGAUGGGUAAACCUAUAUAAAUGAUUUUUUUUUUUCCAUAAAUGUGUUUCCUACAGCUUAAUUUUAAUAAUAGAGCUAAGAUUUUAACCAUUGAACUGAUGUAGGAUUAACAUAACAAACCAUCUUAAUGAUUAAAAUUUAUUUUUUUAUUAUUUUUUUUUUCCAUCCGGGGUGACCUGGUUUCCAUGUGAGUGGGGUCGGAAUAAUGGAACUCAUAUAUAUUUAUUGUGUAGAGAACUCUAUUAUAUAUUUUAUGAAGUAUGAGUUUAUAUUUUUACUAAUACACAUUUUAAUUUCGUAUACUUUAUUUAUACUAUAACCUGAAUAAGUGCGUAGGAAAACAUAUUCGUGUGUGGCUUGCAAAUGCGUUGAAAACAAUUUUAGGUGAUCGUAAAUGCUAUUAUAAAUGCCAUAUAUAUGAAUACUUUUUAAAAUUAUUUUAUUUUACAUUAUUGCUAAGCUUUCAGUAACAUGGUGACUUCAUUUGAAAUGAGAAAAGCAUUUACCACCUUUGUCCUUGUUCUGUGAAAUUAUUUUGCAUUCUGCUUUUAGCAGUUAAAUUUAUGCCAUACUCUUUGCCUUGCUAGACCACCAAAAUAUUGAGAAAAGUUGGCAGAAGAGUACCAUUUUUUUUACUUCAUGAACUAUACUUACGUGAUUCAGGAUUCUUCCUGUGUAUUUCAAGCCCAAAAAUCGUGAGUCAUUUGAACUAGAAUGGAGAGGAAGAAGACUUGAAGGCAGGAUAAGGAGAAAAAUGAGAACAGCAAGUAGAAGGAGUAUGGAACAAUUGCAAACACUCGCAGAAUGUGUUGAUGGAGGAAUGGUGCGAAAAUAAAUUAAAAUGAUGGCAGUUAACUUACCUACUAGGAUUUCCUGUCUGCAAGAUUGAAAUGUUGGGAUGAUGAUCUGUGAUCCUUCUGUUAUAGUCUCCAUAUUAUGGAAUUUCUUAAAUCCCAGUGAAUUCAAGUGCAUCUGUCUUCAAAGGUGAAAAUUAUUUUCAAUAUUAAGGUAUUCUUGAAUAGUUUACUACUACUUAUCUAAUCACUGCCUCUUAUGCCAUUAAAAAAAAUUUGUUGGUAAUCUUGCUUGGAUUCUGUAUGUUAUGCUAGGCUCAAUAUUUAAAAAUGUUCGGUUAUUUAAAUUUUAUUACAGGAGUUAGGAAGAAGUGCCUUGAAUCUAACAAGCCAACGCUGACCUGUAUGUGUGUCUUCAGCUUCUCGUUGCGUGCGAAGGCCAUGGGCUGUCCACAGUUGCUCGCUCGUUGGGAACUUACAACACUGAUACACUUUUAAGAAAAUGUAUUCACGAAUAUGUCGAAGAAAUUCGUGAAAAAUUUUUAUGUUUAUUGGUUGAAUUUAUGCUGAAAAACCAGGGUUAAAAAAAAGUUUUUUUUUUUUUAACUGGCCCUUUUUUAUUACGUUUGUUAUUUUGGUUCUCAGCAUGUUCAAAUGAAAGCCAUACGAUAUCCUGCUUUCUGCCACUCAUGUUGAACCAGAAAAGUUAUAACGUCAAGGAACUAAAGUCCAGCAAAUCUGCACGUUGACUGGGACUUAACAGCAGAAGAGGAUUCUCCAUAGAGUGAGUGCACAUUCUCACAGAAUGGGGAUUUACAGGACAGUCUGUGAUUUCCCACAGAAUAGGAAUUAACUAUUUCAUAUUUUUAAUUUUAGAGGAAUAUUUAGCUGGGUAUGAUUUACAGCUUGAUUAGUGUACAAUUGUUUGUUCCUGUAAAUCAAAAGAAACAUUAAUGACCAAAAUGUUAUUAGAGUGAAAUUAGACCUUUUAAAAAAAAUUAAGAUAUUCUAUUUAAAAGUACAUGUUUUUAAAUUUGUUUUUUUUUAUAUAUAAAAAAACACUUGUUUUAAACCAACCAACCCUGUGAAAAACUUAUAUUUCCUUUAGAAGCCCAUGUUUUAAUAUUUUUGUAGUUUUUUUUUUAUGUACAUGUUUGCACCACAGUAAAACGUAAGUUUUAAGUAAAGUUCUCUGUAUGAUCUUUAAUACUCACGCGAGGUCUGGCCGAUCAAACGUUUAUAUAGUCUUUAUUAUGGCCCGUGCUCUCUGACGAAGGAUCUCUGGAAUCUUGGGUUUACUGUCUUGUUUCUUAAACAUGUUGCGGGAUUGUUAUUAUUUAUUCGCACUGCAUCUGUUUUCUGUGUGUUCUCUGAAGUUCAUAGAGUUGGGCUGCCAUUGACACUUUAUUAUUAGCAUAAAAUAUUACUUAUUGUGUUAUUUUGGUUUUGAGUGAUGAUGUCUGCGUGUGUGCAUGUGUACAUACAGACUAUGUGUGUGUAUUUGUACACACACGUGUAUACCAACACACAGGGAUGGCUCCAGGGCCUUCACCAGCUCUUUUUAUUUUUAUUGUUCGAUUAGUUUUCUGUAAAAUUGUAGACAUUGAAGGAAAAAGGAAUAAUUACUACAUAUUAGCGUGUAAUUUAAAAAUGCUGCUUAAGUUUUCGGACAAAAACAGUUUUUGUUGCCUUAUAAUGAUGAGACACCACCAGAUUUUGAUCAUUAGCAUUUAUGAAACUAGACAAAGUAUCUUUUGACAGGAUACAAUAUCAUAAUUUCUUAAGAUAAAUUAGCUAAACCUUCAUCAAAAUGUAGUUGCAGGUUGGCCUUAAAAUGUUGUUUGAAAGAGUUAAUUUUUUAGUUUUCCCUGGGGAGGGUCCUAAACCUCAUUUUUCUCUGAGGGCUGUUCCAUAACCCGAAACCCAAUAUUAGGGCCCUUCAGAGUCUAGGAAUGUGUCUGCCAACAUGUGCAUUGAUCCUACUGAGCAUUGCUAAGAACUUCUGAGUUAAUUUGUCUUAUCAUUUAUGUUAAGUACAUUUUGGGAAGAAGAAAUUGAAGAAAGAGUUCGAAGCCUCUUAUUCAGUUCCCAAAUGUAUAAUAAAGACAACAUUCUGGGAGGUUGCACGGUCAAUUUGUCUAAUUUCAACUGUCUUGAACCUUAUAUACUUUUUAAUUUUUGUAUUCCAUUUCAUCAACGUGAUGCAAAUGUUUGUGAUGACACUAUUACAGUAUUUUAACUUCUAAGUGCACGUUGAGCAGGAAGUAAAGGUGCAGAAUGAUGCAAGGUACAAAUUCUUAUAAGUCGUAAGUUGACAGUCUGUCAAUUGCAAACAUUAAAAUUUGUGAAUCUAAUUUCUUCUAAUCUCAUAUGAUUUUUAAGAGUGCUGUGAAUUCAAAUCGUAGGUCUCAAAAGUCAAGAAUAAAAUAAUACUUAAGCAAAUAACAUAGAUUUUAAGUUCUGAAGAAAAAACAUAAAACCCACCAAACUUUUUAUUUUAAAAUUUAAAAUAUGCUUUUUAAUAUGUUUACCAUCUAAAUAAUGACUUUUCAUGUCAUAAAUGUCCCUAGAUCAUUGUAGCUGGUAGCAGACAAACAUUGCUACACAGGUACUAGUUUUCAAAAAAAUUUCAUUUUUUUUAGAAUAUUUUUCUUUGUAUAUCGAAUCUUUCAAACUCUAAAGAUUCAAUGUUAUCUGAGGAAUUGAUUUGCCCAUCCCUAGUAUAAAUACAGUAAAACUAAUGUUUUCUUUGUCCUUUUUAUGAUUUUAUUUAAUGAAUCAUGUGGUAAAAGAGUUUGUCAGGCAACUUUUACAUAGGUUUUGAAAUGCAACAAAUGAUAAGCCUAGCAUAUUUUGUACACGUUAGUACUGUGUACUGUUACGUAGUUGAAGUUUGCUGGAUUGGAGAGAGGGCUUGAUGCUGGUGUGAACCCAAGUGUGUAUCUUGCUUGAUGCUGGUGUGAGCCCGCAUGUGUAUCUUCAGCUUCUCGUUGCGUGCGAAGGCCAUGGGCUGUCCACAGUCGCUCGCUCGUUGCGUGUUCACCACCCUGACACACUUCUCCCAUUACAUAGGUACUUCAGAUAAAGUAUUCACGAGUAUGCUGAAGAAAUUCGUGAAAGUUAAUUAUGUUUAGUGGUAUGCAUGCAUGGCUUCCAAACUAAGGAAUGCAAAUGAACUUAUGAACUAAUUCCAUUGGAAGGGGUUCAGAUUUUAAAAUUCUUUGAAAAUUUGUUGUUGGAGGUAAGUAUUAUUUUGUUUUAUGUGUUUGUAAAUCUGUUAUUGUAAGUAUGUUUUUAAAAAAAAGGCACAUAUUUUUAUUUAUCAUUGACAUUUAUUUCUUGUUCAUCCACCAUUUACAAAAAAAGACAAGGAAAUUUUUUUGACAGGAAUGCUUUUUGCUAGAGACUACACUAAUCAGCUAAAAGAUCAUCUUUCAUUAUAAUGCUCUAUACUCAUAAUAAUUUAUGAUUCUGAGUAAGUUUUAUUGUAAAUAAAUUAGUGAGCAUCUGUUGUCUUUCCAUUUUGCUAUAAGCCAUCAUACUUCGUUGCAAAAUUCAGUUUCACGUUUGUCUAGAGAGAAAAAAUUUAAUUAUGUUGCUGCUCUUGAGCAAGUUAAGGAAGAUGCUAUCUAAUUGCAUUAUAUAGAACUAUCAUGCAUGUAGGUACAAUGCUUUACGUAGUUUCUUAGUUUUGCGACCUCUCCUUUAAAGUGUACCAUUGAAGGUACCUUGUGCCAUAUUUUCUAAUGACCGUUAUGGUUUGUCGGUACAAUUAAUCCUGCUAUAAACGUGUUCGUAUUCUGUGAAAAUUAUUUGUAAUUCACUAUAAAGUUGUGAAAUAAAAGCCAAUGUUACUUUCAGAAUAAUAAUUUUAAAUUUAUGUUGACAUUGCUUAGCACACAUUUUGAUUUAACAUAUAACGUUUUGAGAUAGAGAUUCUUACGGCACGUCAGACUUUAAGGUCCCGGUUUUUAAUCCUGUAUUUAUAAUGAAGUUGAGGGUUGAACGUUCCUCUUUUUUUCCUCUAAUAGUAUUUCACUUCUGUAAACGAAUUCGCAACAUAAUCAUUGUAUACUGUGUUGGUUUAAAGUUAACUUGUCUUCAUUCACAACAAUUUUUGUUCCUAAUUUUUUUUCCCAUCGAGUUACAUUUUGUUAUGCAUGGAUUAUGAGAUGUGCCACAAAUUAUUUUUGUAAGGGGUUUUAGGAACCUAACUUCUAGGUUUAAAAUGUAACUUUCAUAAGAUUUCUUUCUAUUAAGAUACAGUUUCAGGAACAUUAUAGCAGGAAAUAUUGUAAGUUCAUGCUACCCUUCCAUCAUCAAGUAUAAUAUAUGUUAACAUCUUUACAUUGCUGGUAUAUUUUCAAUGGUGUAAUAAACAUUUUUCAGUUACUUGAAACUUAUUGCAGUAUUACAACUUGGAUAGACUGCUAAUAAUAAUAAUAAUAUUGCACUGUCAGUAUUUCUGUCACAUUAAAGAUCCUGUAUCCAAGCUAUUUACAUAAAAGUAACAUUUCUUUGAAAUAAAAUGUGUGUUUGAUAACAUUGAUGCAUAUAAGCUUUUGUGUAGUACUGAUUGAAAAAUAAAAGUGUUUAAUGUUAUUACAUAGAUGGUGUUUAAUGAUUAAAAUAAACAUGUACAUAGUUAACAGAAUGUAGCAUUAAUGUGACAUUAACUGGCUUGUGUAGAGGUUUGAUGUACCAUAGGAAGAGCUUUUUGUAUUGGAUUAGAAAUUUUUGAUCAAUACAUUGUCUUUCAUUAGUGUUUUUAGUUUUUAAAAAAAUUUUCUUAUGCAAUUUAUAGAUUUUUAUAUUUUAGUGUGUAAAAAAUAAUUUAAGUCUUUUUGUUUGUUUCUUUUUAUUGUAAUUACAGUUCUCUGCCAAUUGUCCGAAAUUUUGAGACUGACAUAAGAAACAUGCAACAUCUUUUUUUUUUCUCUUAAAAACAAAGUGUUUGAAUUAUUACCCUGGAUUCUUUAGAUGCAAGUUAGAUUAGGGGUGGAAAAUUUGAUUUUUUACUUCUUUGUUCAUCAAAGGAAAGCAUUUAGAACUAUGCAUGUUUGUUAAUCCUUAUUCACUUAUUAGAGAUUUGCCAGUGAGUUAAUCAGGAUUGUGCCACUGAUUAACUAGAAUUUAUUCAACUGAUUGCCUUGUUAGGUUGGUGCAACCAAGUGCUAUCAUUAGGCAAGAAUAAAAUAAUUGCAAUCUGCGAUUAUGAAGGUAUGAAAUUACUGAUAACAUGCUACUCACGCCUCACCUCAUGACAUGAAUUCCAUUAAUAUGUGACCGGAAAGUAAUUAUUAAAAUUUAAAAACGUUGACAGCCAUAUGCAGAGAUUUGCCUUUUCCUUUUAAGUUACCUAAAAAUCGAUUUUUAUAUAUAUAUAUAUAUAUAUAUAUAUAUAUAUAUAUAUAGAGAGAGAGAGAGAGAGAGAGAGAGAGAGAGAGAGAGAGAGAGAGAAAAGGAAGCAGUCUGGAAUAAGGCCAUCAGAACUGCAACGUAAGGCUUGCUAAAUAAAGAUGGUGGAAAAUUUUUCAAAAAAAGGAACCUUUAAUUAAGCUGCUGCGUCAAUUUAGAGAGGUAUUGAACUGGUGCUGCUCGUUAAUAAAGGUAAUAUUUCAUAAUGAACGUGUGGGAAGUGUUCUGUUGCAUAAUUCAACAUUUUAAGUAUUAGUGCUAUACCACCACAGUAGCUAAUUCAGCAUUAAAUAUGUCGCCUAAAAUGUUGAUUUAAUAAGCAGUUGAACUGUUUCAUGAUUGUUGUGCUAUAAAAUGCAGUGGACCAAUUGUAACUUACAGGGAGAGUUGUGGAAGUAACGUAUGGCAUAAUUUUGGUGUUUGAUUUCUUUAUUCAUAGGUACAUUUGAAAAUUAUAAACACAAGUCUGUGAUAUGAAUUUUUGUGGUUCCAGUGCUGCUAAUUUUUUUUUCUCCAUUAGUUGCAGUGGUAUAAGUACCUAUUCUUUUUCACACACUCGCAGUUCAUGCAAAACCAAAUUUAUUUGUAGGAACUCAUUCAACUACAUAGAGCAAAAUGGUAGAUAAAAUAUUCUUGUUUACUUAUUGUGUUAUUGCAGUUAACUUACCUACAUAUAUUAUACAUAGGUGAUAAUAACAAUCUUCAAAUGUUUACUGAAUUAGUUAUUUUUAAAAUAAAACAAGAUUUUAUGUUAGGCCUAACUGUAACAAAUAGUUUUGCUUGCAAUGACAGUAAGUGGAGAAAUUAUAAUUUUUUUUUUUUAAUUCUGCUUAGCAACGUAAUUUAAGAAAAGGAGCAGUGCCUUCCUUUGUGGAGGAAGGCUUGGCGGAAGAGAAAAGGAAAACCUCAGCAUAUGGCUGCGAGUGUAGAGAAACAUGUUACUGUGACAUUCGCAGUCAACUGGAAUGAUAAUUUCUUCCCACGAUUCACGUUUUUGCAGCACACUGAGCAAACAAGCGAGUGUUGUUUCUAAUAUAGUUCACUGCUAAUGAGAUGUUAUUUUCAUUACUGUCUUAAAUUAAUUUUUUUGGCACUUGAUAUCCGGACGUAACGCUAACUUAUAGUUGCCAGCAAUUUUUUUUUUUGACAGAAAGUCAAAUUAGUAAAACGAAAAAUAUGUUUAUUCUAAGGAAUAUGUACUGAAAGGCAAUGUUCAACUGAAAAUAGACUUUUAACUUGCACAACCAUGUUCCAGGUGGUGCGUUGUCAUCUAUUUCAUGGUUGUUUUUCUUUUCCAUGGCUACGGUGGCCAAACUUCAGAUUAUUGUUUCUGAGUUUUGUUAGCCAAUAGCUCUUUUGUUGUGUAAAUAAUGCUACUUUCAAACUCUAUUUAUAUAGAAAGCACUAUGAAUUUAUCGUUGUAAAAUGCAUCUAUUUAUCGUAUUAUCUGAGUUGUUUUUUUUUACAUGAGUGAGUGAUAAAGGUUUAUUUUGUGGAUUCAAGUGACAUUGGACGUAUAUGUAACUUAGCACGCAAUGAGCACUGCUCAUUUUUGGUGAUGCAUGGAGUAAGGUGAGAGAGAUGUUUGUAGUCUAAGUAUGCAUUUAUGCUUGCCUUACAAUUAUUAUUAAUUUUGGUCUUUUUACGUGGAUGGAAUUAAAGUUAAUCUCUCCCAGUGCACAUACAGUAUCUCCAGCUGUGGGUUGUCCACAGUUGCUUGCUGUCUGGGUGCUUACUUUUAAAAUUAAAUACUUUUAAAAGAAAAUUGAUUCAAGAAUAUGCCAAAGAUAUUCACGAUAAUUUUGUAAUGUUUAUUGGUAUGAUUUAUAAACUAUGAGGGUCAUUUCAAAAGUUAAAACAAAACAUUUGUUUCUUUAGAUAUUUUUAUUUAAGGUAGAGAAAGAAAACUUAUUUUACAACAUGCCAUACAAAUUUUAACAUUUGUCAUAGCGUAUAUACUCAAUUACCAUAAAGAUAUUAAACGAGUCACUAACAUCUCCUUUCAGUUCGUUCUGACUUCCAUCUAUGGUGAAAUGUCUAUCCUGUUGAAAUUUUUUUCCUCAAUCCCUGAUAUGAGUUCGUCAGUCACAAAUGAAGGCCGGCCAAGGUGUUCAUCAUGAAUAUUCAUUUGUCUGCCGUUAAACAUGAUGCACCAUUUUCUGACUGAAGCUUUUUUCUUCACAUUACCAUAAACCUAGGUUAUCUGUCUGUAAAUUUUGAUAGAGCGAACUUCUUUCGCAUUUAUAAAGCUAAUGCACUACGAACCUCACACUUUAUGGGUUCUUUAAUUCUGUCACACAUUUCGAAGUCCCACGAUAAACAGUAAGCGACCAUUGCGACUCACUGAUACCAUCAGAAAGAAAA
Bacillus rossius redtenbacheri is the source of this 12023-nucleotide messenger RNA. RefSeq names its product oocyte zinc finger protein XlCOF28-like. Lineage: Eukaryota; Metazoa; Arthropoda; Insecta; Phasmatodea; Bacillidae. The coding region runs from base 94 to 1626 and encodes 510 amino acids. The record is from RefSeq and is a predicted model, not a curated record. Gene Ontology annotation, molecular function: RNA polymerase II cis-regulatory region sequence-specific DNA binding; DNA-binding transcription factor activity, RNA polymerase II-specific. The transcript is spliced from 5 exons. Gene Ontology annotation, biological process: regulation of transcription by RNA polymerase II.